Molecule: messenger RNA, 342 nt
Organism: Loa loa (African eye worm)
Lineage: Eukaryota; Metazoa; Nematoda; Chromadorea; Rhabditida; Onchocercidae
Exons: 1
Coding region: 1-342 (113 amino acids)
Source: RefSeq, a predicted model, not a curated record
AUGACAUCUACACUUUCUCAUGGCGUUACAGAAACGUUUCUAUUCAUUGUAAAAAUUUCAUUUAUAAGUGUGUCCGGUUUGCCACCGUUGAAUCCAACAGAAGUGUUAAUUAUUUACAGUGGUCUUUGUGGUUUGCUAUACGUUGAAGCAGACGAUUUCGAUUAUGAAGCUCCAUUCAUGAAUAUCAUGCCAACGCUUUCCUUGGUUAUACUUACGUUGACAUUACGUGUGAAAAGGACAGUCAAACUAUUCACCUCUUGGACAUUUCUUGUUUUUGAUAAGCAUAACUUGCUAACAAAAGUUGAUCAGAAAUCAAAUUUACGCAAGAAAACUGAAUCCUGA